AUGGCGGCUGCUGCUGCUGCUUCUUCUUCUUCUUCUUCUUCUUCUAUCAAUCUUCAAUGGAAGAAGAAUGAUGCUUUCAUAAGUUUUAGAGGUGCAGACAUCCGGGAUGGUUUUCUCAGUCAUCUGUACGAAGCUUUGCGUCGAAAACAAAUCCGUACCUUCAAGGAUGAUAAACUUGAAAGAGGAGAAGAGAUCUCACCAGCCCUCUUGCAAACAAUUGAAAACUCAAAGUUUUCAGAAAACUAUGCCUUUUCUCCAUGGUGUUUGGAUGAGCUUGUGAAGAUUCUUGAAUGCCAGAAAACUACAGGGCAAAUAGUAUUACCAGUUUUUUAUAAAGUAGAUCCCUCAGACGUUCAAGAGUUGACAGGAAGAUUUGGAGAUGCGCUUUCACAGCAUAAAAAAAAAUUCAAACACCGUUUAGAAAAGGUGGAGAGUUGGAGCCUUGCUUUGAAGAGAACGGCCAACAUUUCGGGGUGGGAUUCAAGAAUCAUUAAGCCUGAAACUAAAUUAAUUGAGGAGAUUGUCAAUGAUGUUGGCAAGAAAUUAAAUAACCUGUUUCUAAGUGUUUAUGAUGAAGAAGGCUUUGUUGGAAUUGAUUCUCGUGUCAAGAAAGUUGAAUCAUUGUUAUGUCUUGAAUCAAAAGAUGUGCGUAUGAUAGGAAUUUGGGGAAUGGGUGGUAUAGGAAAGACAACUAUUGCUGACAAAGUAUUUAAUAGAAUUGUGAACAAAUUUGAGAGUCAAUACUUUGCUGCAAAUGUUCGAGAAAAGUUAGAAAAGGGCACUCCAGUUCAUUUGCGAGAUGAAAUCCUUUGCAAAAUACUAGGGGGAGAAGAUUUUCACGUUGGCACACCAUGUACAUUGCAUCCUUUUAUUAAAAAUAGUCUUCAGAAUAGAAGAGUUCUUUUUGUUCUCGAUGAUGUGGAUGGUUACUUGCACCUAGAAGAGUUAGUAGGAGGAUGGAAUUUGUAUGGUCCAGGAAGUAGAAUCAUUAUAACAAGCAGAGAUAAGCAAGUGCUUGAAAUUGUGAAGUGUGAGAAAUAUAUUUAUGAGGUUGAGAAAUUAAAUGAUUGUGAAUCUCUUCAACUCUUUAGCUUGCAUGCCUUCAAACAAACUCAACCCACAAAUGGAUACAUGAGGCAGCUAUCAGAAAGAGUGAUAAGUUAUACUCAAGGAGUUCCAUUAGCCCUUAAGGUUUUAGGUUGCAGCCUUUAUGGUAAAGUUGUGAAAGAAUGGGAAAGUGAGUUGGAAAAACUUGAAACCAUUCCCAAUAAGGAAAUUCAGGGCAUUCUGAGAAGAAGUUAUGAUGGACUAGAUGAUAAUGAAAAGAGUAUAUUUCUGGAUAUUGCAUGUUUUUUUAAAGGGGAAGAUAAAGAUCGUGUAAAAAAUAUAUUAGAUUGCUGUGGUUUUUUUGCUGAAAGUGGAAUACGUAAUCUGCUUGACAAGUCUCUCAUAAAUAUUUUCAAAGAGAAGUUAGAGAUGCAUGACUUGCUAGAACAAAUGGGUAAGGAUAUUGUUUGCAAGGAAAACAAAAAGCCCAGAAAGCACAGCAGGUUGUGGAAUGCCAAGGAUAUAUAUUACGUACUGACAACAGACAAAGAGGCUGAAAGUGUUGAAGCCAUAUCAUUGGACUUGUCCAAAAUUAAAAAUAUGGAACUAUGUCCUUCUGCCUUUGAGAAAUUUUAUAAGCUUAGAUUGCUCAAAUUUUACAAUCCUUGCUUUAAGGAAAUCAAGUUGCAUCUUCCUAAAGGCUUGGAAUUUCUUCCAAAUGAGCUGAGGUUUCUCUACUGGGAUCAAUACCCUUUGAAAUCAUUGCCAUCGAAAUUUUGCCCUGAGAAUCUUGUUGAAUUGCACAUGCAGAGUAGCCAACUCAAACAACUUUGGAACGAAGAUGAUCUGUGUCUUGAAAAGUUGAUAUUUAUGGAUCUCAGCAACUCGGAACAACUGAUCAAAAUUCCAGACCUGUCGAAAUUCCCAAAACUUGAGGUUAUAAUUUUGCGAGGCUGUAUGAGUUUGGUUGAUUUUUCUUCGUCUUCUAAGUAUCACAGCAAGAUUAUAGAUCUAGAUCUUCGACACUGCGAAAAACUCUGUCAUUUUCCAAGCGGCAUUUAUUUGACGAAUCUUGUAAGUCUUUCUUUGAAUGGUUGCUCAGAACUAGCUCAUCUGCCAAGCAGCUUAGGCGAAUUGAGAUGCCUUGAAUAUCUUUAUCUCAAGGGAUGCAAAAAGCUAGCGAGUCUUCCAAACAGCAUAUGCAAUCUGAAAUCUCUAAAAUGUCUAAACAUCAAAUAUUGUGUAAAUCUCCAUGGAUUGCCAGAAAAGUUGGGCGAAUUGGAAUCUCUGGAGAACCUGAAGGCAACUGGAAGUGGGAUAAAAGAACUACCACCUUCUAUCAAUCAGUUGAAGAAAUUGAACUACUUGAACUGUGAUGGAUGUGAAGGUUUGAUAUUGCCUCCUUUCACAGGUUUGGCCUCUCUUCGGGAGCUUUCUCUGCAGCGUUGUUAUAUAUCAGAAAUUCCUAGUAAUCUUGGCUCUUUAGAGUCAUUGGUAUAUUUAUAUUUAAGUGGAAAUAACUUCAGAAGCAUACCUGCAAGCAUCGAGAAAUGUUCUAAGUUGAAUAUACUUGAUUUAAGUGAUUGCAUGAUGCUUCAAUAUUUGCCAGAGCUUCCACCAGGUCUAGCAGAGUUAGAUGCAGAAAACUGCACAUCUGUGGAAUUUGUAUCGAGAUCAUUCAUACAAGGAUAUAUGAAUUCCUGCUUGAGGAUGAAUCUUAGCAAAUGCAUUAAUUUGGAUAAGAGUGUAUGCAGUGAAUUAAUACUGCUGAAACUUCAAAGCAUGGGACAACCAGAGGAACAAUAUCUGAACAAAAAGGCUAAUGCAACGAAUUUUAAUUGGAAGGAUUGGUUAUGCAUCCCAGGAAGUGAAGUGCCGGAAUGGAUGAUGUAUAAAAAUGAUAAUGGAUCUUCAUUGUCAUGCUUUCUCACAGCACCCAGUCCUCAUUCACAUGCUACCCCCUUCGUCAAGAUCCUUUUUUGUGCUCUCUUAGCACCUGAAGCUGCUAAUUAUUCUCGUAAAUUCAUGGGUGUUAUUUCAUGCGAAUGUCGCUUCAUAACUGAGUCUGGAGAUAGCUUCAAAGCAUAUUCCCGUUGCUUUUUGGGCAAAAUACAUCACAUCUCCCUUUGGUAUUCCACUAUUCAUUUUAAUUCCAAGAAAUUCUGUAUCAGGGAGGCCUCAUUUCAAUUCUAUGUUGGUUUGGAAUCUAUGAGAGAUUUCACAUUCGAUGUGGGAGUCCAUAAGUGUGGAGUCCAUCUAAUGUUUGAUGAUAACUUGGAAGAUGAUGAUGAUGAUAGAAAAAGAUGGUCAGCGAUGGUGUUUUAUGAUCGGGCCAUAACGGAGGGAUUGUUCUUUACUCCUUCUGUUGAGUAUGAUCACGAGCAAUAUCCCCUUCAAGGAUUGAAAGAGAAGCAAGAGUUUAAAUGUUUCGAUUUAAAUUUCUCACUAUCUUUUUUGUUCACCUUAGUUAUAUGCUUGGCUACUGCUUCAGAUCAAACAGAAGCCCAACCUACCCAGAUGGUCUUUGCUUUGAUGCUCAUACAUGUGUGCUUGAAGUUGCUUUCCUUCAACUCUUCUCUUUCUCUUCAUGGAAUUUACAACUAAUUACUUGGUGUUGUAGAAAUUUUAUUUUUGUUAAUUAGUGUAAUUAUUUUUAAGGAGAGAAAUGGGAACUCGAAUUUAACAUUUUAUUUAUAAGCUGAGAGAUGUUCAUUUAUAAAUUACAACUUAUUAAGCCAA
Molecule: messenger RNA, 3786 nt
Organism: Hevea brasiliensis (rubber tree)
Lineage: Eukaryota; Viridiplantae; Streptophyta; Magnoliopsida; Malpighiales; Euphorbiaceae
Product: disease resistance protein RPV1-like
Exons: 6
Coding region: 1-3651 (1216 amino acids)
Biological process (GO): signal transduction; defense response
Molecular function (GO): protein binding; ADP binding
Source: RefSeq, a predicted model, not a curated record